AUGAACCGUUACGACUGUUGUGGUCAUGUUAAAAUUACUAUUUACGAAAACCUUGCAUCAUUUGCUGAUAUAGAAAUAGAACAAAUUUUACAUCUAACAAGAUCAGAUAUCUCAAUUCCAUUCAAAGUCAAGCAGUUUUUUCAGGAUAAUAUUAAUUUAUUACCACGUGAAAUAAAUAAACAACUUAAUGAACGUGCUUUAAAUAUUAAUAUUUGUCAAAAACAAAUUCAUUUUUGGUGGAAUGAACUUGGUAGAAAUAGAUAUAAGCGAGAUGAAGAUUCCUUUAUUUCCGCGAAAAAAUGGCUUGAAGAAAAAGAAUAUAACAUA
Funneliformis mosseae is the source of this 327-nucleotide messenger RNA. Lineage: Eukaryota; Fungi; Glomeromycota; Glomeromycetes; Glomerales; Glomeraceae. The record is from the annotation of a GenBank genome assembly.